AUGGCCAUUAAACCUAUCAACUUCGAUGCUAGCGGUAAAAUUGGAUCUAGUCCACUGAUUCUUAGUCCCAUAUCUGCUGUCAAAGAGCUUAUUGACAAUGCUAUAGACUCAGGCGCUAAGAAUAUAUACAUUGAUAUCGAUGAACAAACUAGCGGUUCUGAGUAUAUUAGGGUCAGAGAUGAUGGCUCAGGUAUUGAUGGGGCCGGUAGGCAGCUAAUGUGUUUGAACCACACUACUUCAAAGAUUUCCAACCCGCAGGAGAUCGCACAGGUUAGUACAUUGGGAUUUAGAGGACAAGCGCUAUUCUCAUUGGCAUCUCUUUGUAAAGCUGAAGGCUCUAUGGAAGUUAUUACAAAGUGUAGAAAAGAUGCAGUAGGUGAGAAGUGGUUUGUCAAUGGAGAUGGUUCCAUAAAGAACUCAAAGAUUACAAGAAUCCCAUAUCUACAGGGAACUACCCUAGUUCUAAGGAGAUUGUUUCGAGGUUUGAGAGCUAGACACUUGAAAACUAGUGCCAAACCCUUCAAGCAAAUCGGAAACUGUAAGACGCUGAUAGAUCACUACUCGUUAGAUUACAGAUCAAUACGUUUUCAUUUCUACUUGAUUAGUUUGGAUAAGAAUGGUUUGGUAGUAAAAAGAGAGUUACAACAGUCUCACGAUACAAAAUUUACCAAAAUUAAGAUUCUUUCAUCAAUUGCACGUCUAAGAAAUACCCAUGGUCAUACCUUCUUUGAAGAACUAGGCAUUCUCAUUGACAGGUCUACCAAGAUAGAUGUAAUUUUGCCGCGGAUGCUGCCACAUGGUGGUGAAGAAGAUCUUGAUAAUAUCAAAAAACCAAAGAAAUUUCUCUCGUUUAAUGGACGCCCUCUAUCUUUAGAGCUUUCUUUUGGUAAGAGUAUCAAUGAGCUGAUCGAUUCCCUUUACCAUCAGUUGCAAUUAUUUGACCCCAUGGUAUGGUACUUGAACCUCCGUAGUGUUAUGAAUAUUGGAGAUGUGAAUGUUGAACCUGAAAAAAAUGACGUUUUGAUAAAAGAUGUUGACCGUCUGCUGAAUAACAUGAGAAGAGCAUUACUUGGCCAUAUCAUGCAGGAAUUGAAGCUCAAUGUUCACAAGGAAUCUGUUUUAACCGCUGAGGAACAGACUAAAGCGAAUUCGCAUUCUCAAAUUAGGAGGCCUUUAACGGCAGGAUCAAUGGUUUCGAAUGAAGGGGAGUGGACGCAUACUUUGUUAGACGACGAUGAUAUUAAUGAUCCAAAUUCCCAGGAUAUUCAAAGCAGCAUGGACGAUUUGCCAUCUUCUCUAACCUAUAACUACAAGGAAACUUCAUUUGAAAACGAGGAUCUGGAGAUCUCUAAGGAAUUAUCUAUUUCAAACCCAUUUAUGACGGCCAAACUGAGGAGAGCUUUCAAAUAUGGCAGCCAUAAUCGUCAUACUAACCAAACUCAUUCUCUGCCCACCAAGAGGUGGACUUCAUCGCCGACCAAGAGUAAAGAGAACUUUAUGGAUGGUCAUCGACCAAUGAACAAGGUUCGCAAAUUAGAUAAAACAGAAAAAGAGCAAUGUGAAGAAUUUGACCUUGGGCAUUCUCUGGAAGAUACUACCUUGGUUAGCGCCGAGGAAGACCAGAAGGAUGAAGAAGCGAUACUUAAGAGAUCUAUCUACAAUUUCUCUGAACUUACAAACAAUGAGACUACAACGGAAAUCUUUGAAAUUCCUCAUUAUUCCUCAUGUACCUACGACCAAGAAAUGAAUUGGCUAUCACGUAGAGGAAAUCCUUCAGAAUGGCUUACGACAUAUAUAAGGUCACGUUCACAUGGUGGUGUUUACACAACAGAAGCUCGGGCCAAUCAUUAG
Zygosaccharomyces rouxii is the source of this 1851-nucleotide messenger RNA. RefSeq names its product mismatch repair protein MLH2 (gene MLH2). The record is from RefSeq and is a predicted model, not a curated record. Lineage: Eukaryota; Fungi; Ascomycota; Saccharomycetes; Saccharomycetales; Saccharomycetaceae. Gene Ontology annotation, biological process: mismatch repair. The transcript has a single exon. Gene Ontology annotation, cellular component: MutLalpha complex. The coding region runs from base 1 to 1851 and encodes 616 amino acids. Gene Ontology annotation, molecular function: mismatched DNA binding; ATP hydrolysis activity; ATP binding.